Molecule: messenger RNA, 2859 nt
Organism: Heterostelium album PN500
Lineage: Eukaryota; Evosea; Eumycetozoa; Acytosteliales; Acytosteliaceae
Gene: potA
Product: calcium-activated BK potassium channel
Exons: 8
Coding region: 1-2859 (952 amino acids)
Biological process (GO): potassium ion transport; transmembrane transport
Cellular component (GO): membrane
Molecular function (GO): monoatomic ion channel activity
Source: RefSeq, a predicted model, not a curated record
AUGGGACAAAGACUAAAUUAUGACUGGACCGUUAGGACCAAAGUUAAUUUGGAACAAUGUCUUGAGGCUUGGUAUUACUUUGCUGGCGUUCCUCUUUGUGAUGUCGCUGAUCAUCGUUGUUCUGCAUUAAGAUAUUUAUAUUCAUUUUUCUCAUUGGUCGAUUUAGUUACUAUAUUACCAUUGUUUAUCGAUAUUGCAACAGGACAUCUACAUGAGAUACUUCAAUCAUUUCAAUUCCUACGUGUAUUACGUGUUAUUCGUAUUUUGAGAUUAUCAAGAGUGUUACAUUAUUUCAAAAAUGAGGUGACAAAAUACACAUUUAAAGCAUUCAUUGUUGUAUUUACAUUUAUUAUUGUAUUAGCAGGUUUCUAUAUGAAUAUUGAGACUAAUCCAAGUUCAGUACCAAGUGGUAAACCAUUAAAGUUUCAUCAAACUGUUUACUUUUUAGUGGUGACAUUGGCAACUGUAGGUUAUGGUGAUAUCUAUCCAUCUACUGCACUCGGUCAAGUCACCAUCACAUUGGCACUCUCAAUUGGUGCAGGUGUAUUGAUUCCCUAUCACGUUUCAAAACUAAUGGAAAAGUUACAACAAGAUUCACCGUUCUUAAGAAACUUAUCGUCAACAGGUGUUACAGGACAUGUUUUCUAUUGUGGUGAAUUCUCAUUUUCACAUUUCAUGGAUUUUCUCUCGGAGUUCUAUCAUGAGCGACACGGUCGUCUGAAGAAGGAGGUCGUUCUACUAUGUCCGAAUCCACCCGACGAUAAAUUGAAAUCGUUGCUACUACAUCCUUUCUAUAAGAAGCGUAUUAUCUAUCUGCAGGGAUCACCGCUAUUCGAACAGGAUCUCGAGAGAACCAAGUUGAUGAAAGCCGAUGCCUGUUUCAUUGCUAUGCCACCCUCGUGGAACCGCGGUGACACUGACAACGUGCUGUGUUCGUACGCUGUGAAAUCGAUGAACAAGAAUCUCAAUGUAUUCUCGAAUCUUGUGUCUUCCAAAAACAAAAACAAAGCACCGUUCCUCAAAGGUACCAUUUGUAUGGAGGAAUUCAGAGGUGCCAUCCUAGCACAAUCCAUCAUCUGUCCGGGUUACAACGUUUUCUUCUCCAAUCUUUUCACCUCUAGAAAUAUUCCAAAUAUCGUUCAAGUUAAAUGGUUAACUGAAUAUUAUUAUGGAUGUAAUAAUUCAAUUUUCGUAUUAAAAGUACCAGAUUUCUUGGUUGGUGAAACAUUGACAGAUGUAAUCUUAUCUAUGUAUUAUGGAAAUGGAAGUUUACUGAUUGGUUUGUUCAUUCCAACGGAAGGUGUUGCAGGUCGUGGAAAAUUCUAUCUCAAUCCAUCGGGCGCCACUGUUAUCACCAAGAAUAUGAGUAUGGCUGUCAUUUCACAUACCUAUUUCAAGUCGAGCACCACCUCUAAAGACAUGUUGGCGGAUCAAUCCGAUCGACGUAGUACCUUCACCUACAAGAUUGCGAAAUUCUUUAACAAGCUGACCGUACCCGAUCUGCAUUUGCUCAACAAUCACGACGACCAGCACGUCCAACAAGAGAAUCAGUUGGUCAUCAACGAAUCGCUGUCCACUUUCAUCAGAGGAACUGCAAGCUCAAAGACUGCCAACCAACAGACCAAACAACGUUAUGUGACGAACCAGCUGAGCGCUCAACAUAAGAAGCCAAUCACCGAGCUUGCCGACCAGGAGUUGUUCGAGUUGAAAGAGGAAGUCGAAGAGUUCACACAGAAGGAUCUAGUCAAGAAUUUGUGUCUCACCGAGUACGGAGGUGACUGGAUUGCGCUACUCUCUGACGUCUCGCAACAAAAGACAAACGAUCCAAAGAUCGAUAAGAUCCAAGAGAGAAUCAAGUUUAUCAUUGACAAGCAUUCGCUACUCACCUUUACACUCCACGGUAAAUACAACCAGACCAAAGACGGAUCGCGUGAGAUGAAGAAACACAUGUUGAUCGUCACCAAGUCAAUGAAAGGUUUGGAGUUGCUCUUGCAUCACAUUAGACUGCCCUAUGUCACUUCAAUCAAAGCAUCCAACUCCUACAGCGGAAGAGUACAACCGAUUGUCGUACUCUACAAAGAGGAACCGGAAGACGAGUCGUGGUACGACACCGUCAAGACACUCCCACUGAUUGCAUUCAUCAAGGGAUCGGCAUCGAAUCAGAACGAUCUCAACAAAUGUAGUGCAAGAAGCGCCGAAACUAUCAUUAUCACCUCCAAUCCAUACGACCAAUGUGACACCACACAAAUCGAUUCCUUCACGCUGAUGUCGUACGUCGAUAUCGUCAAGGUGAACAACACCGCCAAGAUCAUCACCGAGCUGAUACACGAACCCAACAUCCGUUUCCUCGAGAAGAACAUGAAGAACUUGGGUGGUUCCAAGCUGCAAUCCUACUUGCAGACCAACAAGAACCGUGAUAUCAAACCCGAGUUCUUCUACACGCCACACUACGCCAGCGGACGUGUCAACACGUACACCGUGCUCGACAGUCUCAUGGUGCAGGCGCACUACAACGACGACAUCACAACGAUCGCCAAGGAAUUGGCAUUCGGAGUCAACGGACUCUACCAGAAUCACCAUAGUCUCGGUCUGAGCAACCAAAUGACCAACGAAGACUCCAAGUGCUACUCGCGCAUGCUCAAGAUUCCCUCGAUGUACCACGGCCGAACCUACGGUGAACUAAUGAAAAACUUUUUGCAACAAAAGAACAUCCUGGUGGUCGGACUAUUCAGAUCCAAAGACCCUAUGGGUGCUCCACUCCCCUAUAUUUUUACAUGUCCACAUCCAACCACAAUUUUACAUGAAAAUGAUAAAGUAUUUGUAUUCUCAAUCAAUGAUAUCACAAAUGAGUACAAUUAG